ACUUUGAGCGCGUAAAUCAGUUGACAGGACGGUACAAUUGAAUAAAACAGCUUGAAGUCCGCAAACUGAGUCGUUCAACACGCUUUCAACGAUCUUCUUGUAGAGUACGCCAGUUGAGUAUAUGAGCCACAUAGAAGAUUGACGAAACGAAGAGGGUUACGGAUUUCUUCGUUUUUGCUUUAAAAGCAAACCAUUGAAUGGCCAACAACAUGAACAAAUUUAAAAGUGGCUACCUUUGAUCUCGUUAUGGAUAAAUUGCGAUUAUUGUUUAGUCAGCUUACAUCCCUACUCCCAUCAUCUGACUUCUCCGAUCCAGACCCUUGUAUUCGACUUCGUGAAGGAGUUGAAGCGUAUGUACAAAAGUCUAAUGAUGAAAACUUACUGUUUGAUCUUAAUGGCACAGAAGUUCAUGAGGCAUUUUAUUUGUGCUGUCUUAAUUUUCUGCACGCUUGUAAUGACUUAUAUGAAAGCAAUGCAGCCAACGAUAGCGUUGACAUCCCUAUUUUCAGUGUGUUUCAAGAAAAACAAUUGUCUUCAUGCCUUCAAUUUGUUGUCGCAUAUGGCGUUUAUCCGCUUUUAGAAACCGGAGUUUCAUUGCCCUUAAGUAUGCGUUUGGAAAAUUAUGAAAAGUUCAUCUGUCCUCGGAAGGAAAAAGAUGAAGAAAGAAUUGAAAAACUGAUGAAGAUUAUCAAGUGUUUGCUUUCCUUGAGAGAGUCUAAAUCUUCUCAGUUACAACGAUUAGUCAGCACCACUUCAUUUCUGGGUGAUUUAAUUGCAAGUUUAUUUCAAUCUGCUUUCGGAAUGGAUUCAUAUUUACGAAGUAGUGAUUUCACUUCGGAAAGAGUUUCUUCGUUAAUGGCAUACAUUCGUGAAUCUCGAAAAAUUCUUUGGAAACUGUUGCUUGAGCUACCACGUCACAUUGCAAUGAAAGAAUUAAUGAUUCUUCAAGGUGGUACACAAAUUCGUGUUAAGGUUAGUUUAUUCCUUAAUUGUAAUAUAUACAACUAUUGUUUUCCUUUAUUCUGAUACAGUUUGAACUUAUUAUUUUCUUCAUCAUAUUUGUUCAACAAAAGUAUUAAUUCAGGAAAUCUGAUCGUAAGGAAAUUCACUGCAUUAAAAGGACAGUUAUAUAGAUGUCAAAGAACAAGAAAUAGUAAUGAAUCAGUGGGAACGGGUCAGGAAAAAGGCAACUAUAAGGCAAUACCGUGUAUAAUAUUACCUUGCCUUGACUAUUUAUAUAGGACAAUAGAAUUGUGUUGAUGCUGGUCAUUUAAUAUCUAAACAACAACUGCGAACUCUUUUAGCCUUAGUCUUAUGAUUAUUGAUUGUGCCCAAGGUGACUUGAUGCACUAGUAGAUUCUGAUGUAACACAUCCACUCUUCAGUUUCCAGUUGUUUUAUGAAACUUUUAUUUCAUCUCUUGCAUUCAGUUUUAGAUUUAGUGAUUCGUUACAAAAUUCACAUCAAUUUAAUAAAAUAUGGAAAUAAUUCAGGUGAUCGGACUUGAUAACGAGACCUUCGUUAAAUAGCUACCGCAAGUUAGGACUGUUUGGCAGCUAACGUAGUAUUAAAGCUAUCAUUUAUAUACAAAAUAUUCAACCAAGAUUGUAUAAUUGGUCUACUUGUCGAACAGCGAAUAACUAUUCUAGAAUAAAAAUGGUUCCGGCAAUGUAGCUAGUGAUCAUUCAUUUUCGCCCAUCAUGGUACCUCCUUUAGAAUUAAUAUGGGACAAUUGUGAGGCUGAAGUUGCAAUCCAUUAUAUAUUAGGGCACAGUGACGAUAAUUCUGUCGCUGUCACUAUCUUGAGACAUGGGCUUCUCCGGUUUGGACAUGCGUUAAGGAUGUCAUUCCACUGGUUUCUACGUCAUGCAUUGUUUAUGGGUGCUAAGACGAAAUGGAAAAAGCUGUAUAUCACUGACACCCGCCGAUCUGUCAUGAUUGUUUGGCUAAAGUUUUAAAAAUGAUGGCUAGAGACGUUACCAGAUAUAUCUUAGAAUAAAAACAAUAGCGAUUCUUCAGCAGUUUUCUUUUGCAUUCCACUAAGUCAACAAAUUCUUCUUGGUUGUAUUUUUUCAUGAACUGUACUUUUUCUUACUACAAACUCUUCUCUCUCAUUGAUGUGUGGGUGAGAAUGAUAAUGAUUGGUUGCUUGCUUAGCCAGACUUGUAGAUAGUCUGAUAGGCGUUAGAUGAGUUAUAUAUUCUCCUAUCCUUAUUAUUAUUAUUGGUUAUUGUUGAAUUGUGUCGGAUUGCUAUCGAUUUUCGGUGUGGAAAUAUAUUUAUGUUUUAGUCAGGCUAAUCACGUGUUCCUGGUCUGAGUUGUGUUGAAGUCCCGUGGAAUAGACACUGAGAGGGAAUCUAGUGUAGAUAUUUGUCUAAGACAAAUUAACAUCCCAUUCGUAAAGACGAAGAAAAACCGAGCUUUAUAACACUUAUUUAUUUAAUUUUAUCGAUAACUCCUCAUCAUUCCUUUAUCUCACAAUUUCAUUUAACUAUUUGUAUGGAGCAUAUUUAUUUUGAUGCCUAUUUGCACAAGUGCUUGUUUUUUAAAUAAUUAAGGAUGUAAGUGGACACUUAGUCUCUCAACUAUCCACUACCCAGCUCUUGAACUUCUAAACAUUUUCUCAUUACUUUGAUAGUUUUUCCUAAUGUUAAUUGAUGAUCGCUUCUGAGUGAUUUUUUGCUUAACGUUGUCCCCUGGUAUAAAUGUUUUGACGCAUUACAGUUUACCACUUUUUCAGUAGAUAAUUUGUUAUUGUUUGGUAGCUAAACUGUCGAUUAAUAAGUAAUCUAUUGUACAUUAACAACAGUUUUUGUUAAUCUAUUCCUUUGCUGUUCAAAUUAAGGGAGCUGUUCAGUUACCCAAAGCACCAAUCUGGUUACGUAAAUCUUGUGGUCGUUUACUAUCCCGUUUGUUGGUCCAUCCAGUUGUUAUAAAUAAUACGAACGUUGAAAAAUCUGAAAAUGCCCACAAUUUAGGUGUUAGAAGCUUGUUACUAGCUUCUCUGUCUCUUUGUCCUGGGAUAUUACCUUCGACUGGUCCGAUCACUUCGAUUGAUCCACGUAUUCAACCAAAAAUGAUUUCAACAUUGGCGAAUAUUUUGACAACAAUUCCCGAAUUUCUUCAUAAUUCCUCGGAUGAUUUGGCCAGUAGAUCAAGUUAUGAAAAAUAUUUUUCAUUAGUUUCUGUUCAGUUGUUAGAAAUAAUCAAUGCCAAGAAUAAUACCACGCCGAAUACUCAAACGGAUUCAUUAGCUGUUGCUCAUUUCUUUUAUAAUGUUGCCAUUAAAUCGGUUCAUGAUUUAUGCCAGAAAUCUUCUGAAAUUAAUGUUAAUGAUGAUAAUAUUGGUAAAAAAUUAUUACUUUGGCCAUUGAUUGGGUUAUUAAGAAAAUUUUGUCAGAUAUCUUCAGUUGUCUCAGAAAAAGAGUUAGUAAAGGAUAACUCCUUGGCAUUUGAUUUUACCACGAAAUGUCAACUUGCCUCACAUCAUGAUCUAGCUCGGCUACUAGAAAUUAUAAAAGAUCUGUUGGAUUGUCCUGAGCCAUCUCAAAUUGUUAUAACAGAAUUAGGUAAAUUGUCUAGACCAUUAUUUAUAUUGUUUGCACAAACAAUUGAAGAUGAAGAUAACGUUAAUGAUUCAGAAAGCUUUACUUCACUCAAAGAAUGCUUAAUCUGGAUUCUUACUCGUCUGUUAUCUUCUGAUUUGAAUUCCCGUUUCAAUCGUUUGUCAUUAAUACGUAGUUGGUUUAAUCUACCUGCUCCAUCCUUGAAAUUUAUGCCAUCAGAACUACAACAUGAAGUGUCAAUUAUGAGUAGCACUACUGAUUGGCUUUCAGCUUAUUCAUGUCAAGAAAAUCUAAUGUUUAGAUUAUUAUCCAAAGUUCAGCCUAUGGAAUCUUCAUCCACAUCUCUAGAUGAAAUUACAAUGAGAAAACAUAAUUCAGUCUAUGUACCAUAUACUUGUGUCAUAAUAAACGAGAAAUUACCUACUGUUAAUGGGAUACAGAAUUUCUCUUCCAGUAUCAAAAGUCUUGUCACAUUGCUAUUUUUUAUGAGUCCAUCUUCAUUUCAAAAUAAUUCUUCUAAUAAACAAGUUGGACAUCAUUUGCAUAUUCUGAUAGAUGAAAAACAAAGUGAGAAAAAUCAAAUUAAUGAGAUCACUACUCAUGCAGAUCUUUUUCUGAGUUUAUUGACAGAUUUACAUUUCACUUUCCAAGCCAUUUUUGAAUCAAUGAAUGAAGCUCUUAUACCGCAGAAUGAAAAAGACAUUAUUGAGAUUGGAACUGUUUCUUCAUUAAUUACUUCUGCUAUGAUUGAAAGUUUAGAUGAUUUAAUUUGGCCUCAAGAUAUCAAUCAAGCUUGUAAUUUAUUUGAGGCAUUGUUCCAUCGUUUCUGUUGUUUACUUCAACAUGCUGAAAAUCAUGAACAUGUGGAGUUUUUAUAUCAAAUGUUAAGUCAAUUGCUAGGGAUCUUAGCCUUUUAUGCUAAUAAACUUGGGUCUACUAGAGAUAAUGAAAUAAUAACUGCUCGAGAUGAAUUCAGUCGUUUAUUGCCAAUUUUAAAUAAGUUGGAACUUGUUAUCAACUCUAUAUCACACUCAAUGGGCAAUUCAGCUUUAAAUCUUCUAAAAUGCAUUAAAGUUACAUUAGCCACACGUGGAGCUAUUCCUUGUCAUGAUUCUUUUUCAACUACGUCUGUAAAUAAUUUGUAUUUUACCAAAUGUAAUUUUGACAAAGUAAAAGCUGAAACCCAUCAAUCAGAAUGUCCUCAAAAAAUUAUCGAAGAAGUUACUAUCUCCAACCCCCAGAAUGUGCAGCAAUCUGUUUGCAGUCAGCUAGAGGAUCCAACUUUGAAAAAGAUUUUCGAAGAAUUACAUGAUCCUUUGAUUCCUGUCCAAGGUCAUGCAUUGAUUGUGCUUAGUCGAUUGUUGGAAUCCAGAGAUUCAUGUAUUUGGGGCUAUGAACAACUCAUAUUUGAAGUUUUAACUAAAUAUUUGUCACAUACAGAUAGUUAUAUUUAUUUGAAUGCGAUUCGAUGCCUAUCGGCUAUGGGCUGUACAUUAACGGACAAAGUAUUAAAUCUACUGUUAAAUCAAUUCACUAAGAGUGUGCAGACUACCAAUAAACCAGCAAAUCCUAUUGGUAUCACUGUCACUAGUACUGCUGGCGAUUAUGAUAUUGAAUAUAAAUUGAAAUUAGCUGAAUCUAUAAUGCGUGUUUUGUCGAAUUUAGGUGAAAUGGCACCAAAGUAUCGAACAGAGGUGUUUAACUCUUUUGUCAUGGGAUCCAAGUCAUCUGAAGAGUUAAUACGAGCAGCUUGUCUUUCAAAUAUUGCUGAGCUUGUUCGAUUGUUAAAAUAUUCUGUUCAACCAAUCAUUUAUGAGAUUUUGUUGUUGAUCGAAUUUCAUCUAUCUCAAGAUGUAUCAAAUGUAGUUCGUAAAGCUUCAGCAUAUUUAGCACGCUCUUUAUUCUUACCAGAAACUAGUACCACCGAAUUACCCCCAUGGAUUCCAUCUGAUGUGAUUCGUGACCUUCAUAGGCUAUUGUCAACACGUCGAAUCAUUGAAAAGGAUACAUCUGUACAAGAACAAAUUGAAUCAGCUCUUGCUCAAAUAGAUUUAUGUACACGAAAUACUGUGUUUUUAAAACCUGAUAGUCCAUCUAAUCUUGUAAAAGAAAUACAUAUUUUAAACCCAUAAAGUUAUCUCUUACCAAAAUAUACUUGUUUUGCCCGAUUAUUU
Schistosoma guineensis is the source of this 5739-nucleotide messenger RNA. NCBI's taxonomy places the organism in Eukaryota, Metazoa, Platyhelminthes, Trematoda, Strigeidida, Schistosomatidae. The record is from the annotation of a GenBank genome assembly.